Molecule: messenger RNA, 701 nt
Organism: Nycticebus coucang (slow loris)
Lineage: Eukaryota; Metazoa; Chordata; Mammalia; Primates; Lorisidae
Gene: TNFSF4
Product: TNF superfamily member 4
Exons: 4
Coding region: 1-663 (220 amino acids)
Biological process (GO): immune response
Cellular component (GO): membrane
Molecular function (GO): tumor necrosis factor receptor binding; cytokine activity
Source: RefSeq, a predicted model, not a curated record
AUGGAAGGGGUCCAACCCCUGGAUGAGAAUGUAGGAAACAUGCCCUGGCCAAGAGUCUCUAGGAACAAGCUCCUGCUGGUGGCCACUUGGGUCCAGGGGCUGGGGCUGCUCCUGUGCUUCGCCUUUAUCUGCCUGCACUACUUUGCUCCCCAGCUCUUUGCCAGGACAGUUGGACCUAAUCAGAGCCCAGCUAAUGAUUUUGCCAACCUGAACUACACAGAAAACCCUGUAGAGUUGGUUGAGGAGCUCUUCCUAGAGCAGAAUUUUUGGGUACACAAUCCAGUUCAAAGUAUCAGAGUGCAGUUGACCAAGUAUGAGAAGGAGAAAGGUUUUAUCAUCAUAUCCCAAAAUCAGGAUGAAAUCAUGAAGGUGGAAAACAACUCAAUUGUCAUUAACUGUGAUGGGUUUUAUCUCGUCUCCAUGAAGGGAUACUUCUCCCAGGAGGUUAAUGUCAGCCUUCAUUACCGGCAGAAGGAGGAUCCCCUCAUACUCCAGAGCAAGGCCAGGUCUGUGAACGCCAUUGUGGUGGUCUCACUACGGUACAAAGACAAAGUCUACUUGAAUGUGACCACUGACCACAGGUCAUCCUAUGAUGACCUCUAUGUGAAUGGUGGAGAAUUGAUUCUCAUCCAGCAAAACCCUGGUGGAUACUGUGCCCCCUGAGGGUCUGAUGGCAGCACCCCAAAAUCAGGUACCAGCAU